AAUAAAGUCGUCUUCUUCCCUCCCUCUCUCCCUCCCUCCUUCCGUCCCUGCCAUCCCCGCGACGGCUUUUCCAAUCUCCGCUCUUCAGUCCACCGAAAGUUAACUUUCCGAUCUCAGGCAUUAUCUUUCGCACUUGAUUUCAAUUUUUGCGUCUAUUUUAUCUGCCGAGGUUGUUUGAUACUGGAUCGAAAUCAGCUCUCUCUCUCUCCGGUUGUUGCAGAAGAUCUGGAUAUUUACCUGCAGAUCCGAAAGUGAAGAGAGCUGGAUCUGAUCGGAUAGUUGAAUGGCAAUGCAUGGGAUGCGAGGCCUCUCCGUUUUCAUCAGCGACAUUCGCAAUUGCCAGAACAAAGAGCAGGAGCGCCUUCGAGUCGAUAAGGAGCUCGGCAACGUCCGUACUCGCUUCAAGAACGAGAAGGGAUUGACACCAUAUGAAAAGAAGAAAUAUGUUUGGAAAAUGCUUUACAUAUAUAUGCUUGGUUAUGACGUUGAUUUUGGUCACAUGGAAGCUGUUUCUUUGAUAUCUGCUCCCAAAUAUCCAGAAAAGCAGGUUGGAUACAUUGUAACAUCAUCUUUGCUCAAUGAAAACCAUGAUUUCCUGAGACUGGCAAUCAAUACUGUCCGCAAUGAUAUAAUUGGUCGCAAUGAGACCUUCCAGUGCCUAGCAUUGACAAUGGUUGGAAAUAUUGGUGGUAGAGAAUUUGCAGAGUCAUUGGCACCUGAUGUUCAGAAGUUACUUCUAUCCAGUAGCUGCAGACCUCUUGUACGAAAAAAAGCUGCAUUAUGUUUGCUUCGAUUAUAUAGGAAAAAUCCUGAUGUAGUCAAUGUAGAUGGCUGGACGGAUCGGAUGGCGCAACUUUUAGAUGAACGCGAUCUUGGUGUUUUGACAUCUUCAAUGAGCCUUUUUGUGGCUUUGGUAUCAAACAAUCAUGAAGCAUACUGGACCUGUCUUCCAAAGUGCGUUAAAAUAUUGGAGCGCCUUGCUAGGAACCUUGAUGUCCCACAAGAAUAUACUUACUAUGGUAUUCCGUCUCCCUGGCUUCAGGUUAAAACAAUGAGGGCUCUCCAGUAUUUUCCUACUAUUGAAGAUCCAAAUACUAGAAGAAUAUUGUUUGAGGUCCUACAACGCAUAUUAAUGGGAACUGAUGUUGUGAAAAACGUUAAUAAGAAUAAUGCAUCACAUGCUGUCCUCUUUGAAGCCCUUGCUCUUGUCAUGCAUCUUGAUGCUGAAAAGGAGAUGAUGUCCCAGUGUGUUGCACUUCUUGGAAAAUUUAUUGCUGUGCGCGAGCCAAAUAUCAGAUAUCUUGGCUUGGAAAAUAUGACGAGGAUGUUACUGGUAACUGACAUGCAAGAUAUCAUCAAAAGACAUCAAGCUCAGAUCAUCACCUCUUUGAAGGAUCCUGACAUCAGUAUUCGUAGGCGUGCUCUUGAUUUGCUUUAUGGGAUGUGUGAUGUUUCAAAUGCAAAGGACAUUGUUGAAGAAUUACUGCAGUAUUUGAGCACAGCUGAUUUUGCAAUGCGUGAGGAAUUAUCACUGAAAGCUGCUAUUCUAGCAGAGAAGUUUGCGCCUGAUCUGUCAUGGUAUGUGGAUGCGAUCCUUCAGUUGAUUGACAAGGCAGGAGAUUUCAUAAGUGACGACAUAUGGUUCCGGGUUGUGCAGUUUGUGACUAACAAUGAGGAUCUACAGUCGUAUGCAGCUGCAAAAGCAAGAGAGUUUCUUGACAAGCCUGCUGUUCAUGAGACAAUGGUCAAGGUCAGUGCUUAUAUUCUUGGAGAGUUUAGCCAUCUUUUGGCUAAAAGCCCUGGAUGCAGCCCAAAAGAAAUUUUUAACAUCAUUCAUGAGAAGCAUCCUACAGUACCGACUUCUACUAUCCCUGUUCUUCUUUCAGCGUAUGCCAAAAUCUUAAUGCACACACAACCUCCAGAUCCAGAAUUACAAAAUCAGAUUUGGGCAAUAUUCAACAAAUACGAGAGUUGCAUUGAUGUGGAGAUACAACAGCGAGCGGCUGAGUAUUUUGCUUUAAGCAGGAAAGGAGCUGCUCUAAUGGAUAUAUUGGCUGAAAUGCCUAAAUUUCCUGAACGUCAGUCUGCAUUGAUCAAAAAAGCAGAAGAGGCCGAGGUAGACACUGCAGAGCAAAGUGCAAUCAAGUUGCGGGCUCAGCAGCAAAUGUCUAAUGCUUUGGUUGUGAUUGACCAACUCGCUACUAAUGGGGCACCACCACCACCACAAGUCAACCAGCUUAGUCUAGUAAAGAUGCCCAGCAUGAGCAGUACUGCGGACCAUAAUCCAGCUGAUCAAGCUUUAUCUGUGGCAAAUGGAACUUUAAGCACUGUAGAUCCUCAACCCCCUUCUGCAGAUCUCCUAGGUGAUCUUUUGGGCCCGCUGGCUAUUGAAGGACCUCCUGCUGCUGCUGUCCCAUCUGAGCAUAAUGUGGUCUCUGGCCUUGAAGGCAUUCCAAAUGUAGUGGAUGGUGCAGCCAUUGUACCAGUGGGAGAGGAGACAAAUUCUGUUCAGCCAAUAGGAAAUAUUGCUGAAAGGUUUCAUGCUUUAUGCCUAAAGGAUAGUGGGGUUUUAUAUGAGGAUCCCUAUAUUCAGAUUGGCAUCAAAGCAGAGUGGCGAGCUCAUCAUGGGCGUCUUGUUCUUUUCUUGGGCAACAAGAAUACCUCUCCUCUUGUUUCAGUUCAGGCACUUAUAUUGCCUCCUGCCCAUCUAAAGAUUGAGCUUUCUUUAGUGCCUGAAACUAUACCUCCUCGUGCACAGGUCCAAUGCCCACUUGAGAUUGUAAAUCUCCGUCCAAGCAGGGAUGUAGCUGUUCUUGAUUUUUCCUACAAGUUUGGCACUAAUACGGUUAAUGUCAAGCUUCGUCUUCCUGCUGUGAUAAAUAAAUUUCUUCAGCCAAUACCAGUAUCUGCUGAAGAGUUUUUUCCUCAAUGGAGAUCACUUUCAGGACCACCAUUAAAGCUUCAAGAAGUUGUUAGAAGUGUGAGACCAAUGCCUCUACUGGAGAUGGCAAAUCUCCUUAACAGUUACUGUUUAAUGAUAUGUUCAGGACUUGACCCAAAUCCUAAUAACCUAGUAGCAGGCACAACCUUUUACUCGGAGAGCACACGUGCCAUGCUCUGCCUGAUCAGAAUUGAGACUGAUCCAGCAGACAGAACCCAGUUGCGUAUGACAAUUGCUUCAGGCGAUCCUACACUAACGUUUGAGUUGAAGGAGUUUAUCAAGGAACAAUUGAUCAGUAUUCCUAUGGCUCCUCAUGGACCUGCACCACAAACUCCACAGACACAAGCUUCAAUUACAGCUGCAACACCACCAGCACCUUCAGCAGUUCAACCAACCAGCACGCCAAUGGCAAUGAAUGAUCCUGGGGCACUGCUAGCUGGUUUGCUGUAAUGAAUUAAUGGUGAUUGAAUGUGAAGAUUUGUUCAAUAUAAUGCUUGUAGGCCUAAUUAUACGGCAGCCCCACCCAUUUGUCCCUCACCGUGAGAAGUGGAUGCGGAAAAUCAUGAAUGCGAGGGCUGGCGGCAUCAGGAUGAGCUAAUUUAUUAUCGGCUUAGUGAAGAGUGGAAGGUGGGGAUUGGUGGGAUUUUGAUAUUCUUUCUGCACAAUAGGUAUAUUGUGCGUUGGUGAGUUCCCUUUUUUUUUUUUUUUUUUUGGGUUUCAAAGUGUUUUAUGGGUUGAGGGUUUUUUUUUUUCUCUUCAUUUUUGCCCCCUCCUUAUUUCUCAGUUUUACUGGAUUGGUUUCUAUUCUACAUGUGGUAUAACUUGUAAGAUAUGGCAUGGAAGGAGGAACAGCUGUAACAAUUGGUAUUUGUUUGUCAAUUUACAAAUAUAUUUUUUCAAUAUUU
Messenger RNA from Rubroshorea leprosula, 3846 nucleotides. NCBI's taxonomy places the organism in Eukaryota, Viridiplantae, Streptophyta, Magnoliopsida, Malvales, Dipterocarpaceae. The record is from the annotation of a GenBank genome assembly.